Hemicordylus capensis (graceful crag lizard) is the source of this 6324-nucleotide messenger RNA. Its product is annotated as bifunctional heparan sulfate N-deacetylase/N-sulfotransferase 3. Gene Ontology annotation, molecular function: heparan sulfate N-sulfotransferase activity; deacetylase activity. Gene Ontology annotation, cellular component: Golgi apparatus. The coding region runs from base 1 to 2637 and encodes 878 amino acids. The record is from RefSeq and is a predicted model, not a curated record. The transcript has 13 exons. NCBI's taxonomy places the organism in Eukaryota, Metazoa, Chordata, Lepidosauria, Squamata, Cordylidae.
AUGACUUACAACAUGACCUUUAUUGUGAAACUUCAUAGACAUUUUCAACGAACAGUUAUAUUGCUGGCUACAUUUUGUAUGGUGAGCAUUGUUAUUUCAGCAUAUUAUUUGUACAGUGGCUACAAACAGGAAAAUGAACUUUCCGAGGUUCCUUCAGAGGUGGAAUGUGGAGAACUUCCAGUCUUCCUGCCCUACAAGCUACCACCAUGGAAGACUCUUAAGCCUAUAGACCCCUUACGGACUGAUCCUGUGGUACUGGUGUUUGUGGAAAGCCAGUAUUCAGCACUUGGUCAAGACAUCAUAAUGAUUUUAGAAUCCAGCAGAUUUCAGUAUCAUAUAGAGAUUGCUUCUGGAAAAGGUGACCUUCCUGUGCUUAUAGAUAAAAAUAAAGGCAAAUAUGUUCUCAUAAUAUAUGAAAAUAUUUUUAAGUAUGUGAAUAUGGAUUCUUGGAAUCGAGGCCUUCUAGAUAAAUACUGUGGAGAAUAUGGUGUAGGUAUGAUUGGGUUUCAUAAGAGCAGUGAGAACACACUGCAGACUUUUCAGUUAAAAGGUUUUCCUUUCCACAUUUAUGGAAAUGUGGGUGUUAGGGACUGUUGCAUCAAUCCUCAUUCUCCACUGCUCCAUAUGACAAAAUCGUCUAAGUUUGACAAAGGUUCUUUGCCUGGAAAUGACUGGACAGUUUUCCACAUAAAUCAUUCAACCUACCAACCUGUUAUAUUUGCAAAAGUAAAAGCUCCUGAAAACCUUUCUCCACCUAUCAUUAAAAGUGCUCUCCAUGCAACUGUGGUUCAUGACUUGGGUCUUCAUGAUGGCAUUCAACGUGUUCUUUUUGGCAACAACUUGAAUUUCUGGCUGAACAAGCUCAUCUUUAUUGAUUCGGUUUCAUUCUUGACUGGAAGGAAGCUUACAUUGUCGCUGGAUAGAUAUAUUCUUGUUGACAUAGAUGACAUCUUUGUUGGAAAGGAGGGAACAAGGAUGAAGGCCAAUGAUGUUCAGGCUCUGCUUGAUACUCAGAACCUUCUGAGAGCUCAAAUCACAAAUUUCACUUUCAACCUGGGAUUUUCAGGGAAAUUUUACCACACAGGAACUGUAGAAGAAGAUGAAGGUGAUGACAUACUACUGGGAUCUGUGGAUGAAUUUUGGUGGUUUCCUCAUAUGUGGAGCCACAUGCAGCCUCAUCUCUUCCAUAAUGAAUCAUCACUGGUGGAGCAAAUGAUUCUCAACAAAAAAUUUGCCUUAGAACAUGGCAUUCCAACUGAUAUGGGUUAUGCAGUAGCUCCACACCAUUCUGGUGUCUAUCCUGUUCACGUUCAGCUUUAUGAUGCCUGGAAGAAAGUCUGGAAUAUCAAAAUCACCAGCACAGAAGAGUAUCCACAUCUGAAACCUGCACGGUACAGAAGGGGUUUCAUCCACAAAAACAUCAUGGUUCUUCCUCGGCAAACAUGCGGUCUUUUUACUCAUACAAUUUUCUACAAGGAGUAUCCUGGUGGUCCCAAAGAACUAAACAAAAGUAUACAGGGAGGGGAACUGUUUUUCACAGUGGUUCUUAAUCCAAUCAGUAUCUUCAUGACCCACUUGUCUAACUAUGGAAAUGACCGCUUGGGUUUGUACACCUUUGUCAACUUGGCCAAUUUUGUUCAGAGUUGGACUAACCUGAAGCUGCAGACCCUGCCUCCAGCCCACCUGGCUCACAAGUACUUUGAGCUCUUCCCUGAGCAAAAAGAUCCUCUGUGGCAGAACCCUUGUGAUGACAAGCGGCACAGAGAUAUCUGGUCUAAAGAAAAAACUUGUGAUCGUUUACCAAAAUUCCUGGUUAUUGGACCCCAGAAAACUGGCACAACAGCUUUGUAUUUGUUCCUGAUUAUGCAUCCUUCCAUCAUUAGUAACUCCCCCAGCCCCAAAACCUUUGAGGAGGUACAGUUCUUUAAUAGAAAUAACUACCACAGGGGGAUUGAUUGGUAUAUGGAGUUCUUUCCUGCACCAUCCAAUGUCACCACAGAUUUCCUCUUUGAGAAGAGUGCCAACUAUUUCCAUUCUGAGGAAGCCCCUAAACGAGCAGCUUCUUUGAUCCCCAAAGCAAAAAUAAUCACCAUUCUCAUUGACCCAUCAGAUCGAGCAUACUCCUGGUACCAGCAUCAACGAUCGCACAAAGACCCUGCGGCUCUAAAGUUCACCUUCUAUCAAGUGAUCACUGCUGGGCAUCAUGCUACAACAGAGCUUAAGGCUCUGCAGAAGAAAUGUCUGGUACCUGGGUGGUAUUCCACCCAUAUAGAAAGAUGGCUAACAUACUUUCCACCUUAUCAGUUACUAAUUAUUGAUGGACAGCAGCUGAGAAACGACCCAGCUAUUGUGAUGGACGAAGUGCAGAAGUUCCUGGGAGUUACACCUCAUUAUAAUUACUCAGAAGCCCUAACGUUUGAUUCGCACAAAGGCUUCUGGUGUCAACUCCUGGAAGAAGGAAGAACCAAAUGUCUUGGAAAGAGCAAAGGCAGAAAAUAUCCUCCAAUGGAUUCUGAGUGCAGGGCUUUUCUGUCAAGCUACUACAGAGAUCACAACGUGGAACUGUCAAGGCUCCUGCACAAAUUGGGACAACCCCUGCCAUCAUGGCUGAGACAAGAACUACAGAAAGUGAGAUAGCACUGAAAACGCUUCUUGAAAGAGCUUUUCGUCACUUCAAAUAUCACCGCACCUAAAGUCUCCACUAGCUACCAGGAAGCUCUUGGGAAAUAUAUCUCUUCAAAAGAGAACAAAAGCAUUAGGUUUCUGCCAUAUACUGGCAAGUAGACUUUGACAGGUACGUGCAUGUGUCUCACAACAGGAGGCGACAGUAUUUCAUAACCAUUUCUGGAUUUAUGGAAUUAAUAUAAGGCACAAUCUACCAGGAAGUUCUUCUGUGGCAGCCCCAUUAAAAUGAAUGGGAGCUGUACAGUAGUGUUCAGGUAGCUUUUAUGCCCUGGCCCAGGAGGAUUUCCUGUGGAUUGUGCCUGUGGACUGCUGAGCACCCACACAGCAGUUCAUAGCAACUGGUCUUUAGACUUUAACAUCAAUGCUGCACAAAUAAAUAUUUACAGUUUUCUAUAUUAUAUACAUAUCAGUUUAAGAAUAUUGUCUCAUGUCAGUUUUGUAGCCCAUUGUCUGCCUGCUCAGUUUUCAAACGGUUUGAUUACAAUGAUGUGUCUUAUAUUUUUAAAAAAAGAGAAAAGAUGUGGCAUAAAAUGCCAGAUGUAUUUCCUCUGAUUUCAAACUGUCGGGAACUACUAGGAAAAAUUAUGGAUCAGUGUGGUUAUAUUAUUUCACCCAGUGACUCCAGAAAUCUGGGGUCACACUAUGGCACUGACGUCCUCUGCUGAUCAGACGACUGUCUCCAGUGGGGAGGGGUGCCUCAACCAACUGUCCAUCCACUCACACUGAACUUUACAGAUGUGGCCAUUGCUGAUUUGGUGGAUCUCAAGAUCAGGGCCAGAACUGCACAGCUAACUGUGGUUGCUAGCUAGGUGCAGAAGAUUUCCCCCAGACUUCUCUUGUGCAUUUCAAUCAGACUGUGCUGGACAAAGGCCCUUGGCUGCUGUAAGGACAAUACUCUGGGUGACUUCCAGAUCUUUGGCACAGCAGCACUCACUUGUCGGAAGCUCCUUCCAUGAACAGAAAGAGGCAUUCACACUCAUGCAAGGAUUACUGCUCGUAAAAGGACUUGCUGUAUGAGCUCAGCUUCCCUUCUGUGAACAGCAGGAACUUCUGACAAUAGAGCACUGCUGUGCCAACAGUCUGGAUGCCACCCUCAGAGUUGGCAUUAAAAGACAUUGAUAAUUUCAUUUGCAUACAACAAACAAGAGCAAGUAGGUUGUACAAAGGAACAUUCAAAGUUGUUCAUUAUUAUUUGUGAGAUGGGGAAGGCAUCAUGGCAGUCUUUUGAUACUAGCUGAACUGCAUUAAAAACUUUUUUUCCCCAACUGCCUGAAAUUGGAAAAGAUUCAGCAGACCUACAACGGGGUGGGGGUGGGGGAGUAUAAUAAAAAUGGCAGGUUCACAUCUGAAUUAUUUUAUUUACACCACAAUUUGUUCUCCAUGUGUGAAUCCAUGUUGCAGAUUUCUUAGGCACUAUUACAUCAAAUUUGUAAUCAGUCUUAUUUCAACAUGCAUCGACUAAAAAAGUUCACAAGCCAAGUAAAUCUGUUAUUACAAACAUUUGCAAUUAAAAUGAUAAACCAAGCUAAUCCAAAACUAAUACAAAGAAAAACAACUAUGCCGUUGGUAUGGAAGAUGUAUGCACACUGAACUUUAGAAGCUCUUGAUUAAAAUUUCUGAAAGUGCUUAGCAAUCAAUGACUGAUGUUUUUUUGACUAGAAAGUCUAAAUGUGUAGAAAAAGCUAGUUGAUAUUGCAAGCCAAGUUUAUGCUGUUUGGCUCCAUGUACAUCAAAAACUAUAUGGAUAGAUCUCUAACAAGUAUACCCAAAUAAGACAAUUAUUCUGUACUGUUAUUUUAAAUAUGGUUUACUGUGUGUGUAUUUAUAUAUAAAGAUUGGUCCAGCCAGAGUUAACUUUUCAGUUCCACUGAUGGAAAGGCUCUGUGCAUACUUAAAUAUCUCCUGAUGCAAUCAGUGGGACUUAAAAUUGCUUACCUUUGGCUAUACUGUGCCCACAAUUUAGAAAGCACUACAUGGAUAAGGUAGCCUCUUUUGCCAUUAGCCCCGAUUCAUACAUUUUCAGUAAUUUAUUAACUGGGUAAAAACAAAUCCUUUAUUCAGUAAGGACGUACAAGAACUUCUAUUGUAGCUCAGACAUUUCCGAUUUAUAGACAAAAGUAAAAUUGUAUUUCAAUAUGUCACCCACCACAUAUAUGCAGUAUCCUUGUUAUCUAUAAUGGGUUUUCUGCAAUAUGGUGGCCACUUUGUUCCUUACCCUACCACAAGGAGCUGUAAUAACUUCUUGUGAAACACUGGUUUUCAAACUUCAACCAAGGAAAGGCUAUCAUUUUAUUAAUGGAAGCCAAGCUUCCUUGGAGAACAAGUUGCUUGCGGCUCCCUAUCUUCUACAAAGUUCAGACACAGGAAUUUUGGGUGUGUUCUAGGUCAUACUUUCAAUUCACAAGGGAAAAUGGUGAGAGCCAAGAGGACUGGCCAGUGCCCAAGUAAACAGAUUGUAUGCCCUUAAAAAUGCCCCUGGAUAUUCUGCAGUGUGCACUGGCAGACAUGUAAAUGUUCUUCAGCAGGCAACACUAUGGCAGGGGUGUAGUUAAGGGAGAGAGGGCCUGUACCCCUCUCCAUGGCAGCCUCUAGGAGGGAGGGAGAUAAUAAAAAAAAUAGGGAGGGGUGGAUCUGGGAGGCCCUCAGGAGCUGGGGGCCAGGGUUCUCUGAACCCAUCCGCUCAAUUAUAGCUACACCCCUGCACUAUGGCCCUUUUCAGACAUUCUACUGAAUGUCCAUGGCAGGGGUGGGGGGCGGUUAGAAUCAUGGAAGCAAGUCAUAUGACUGUAUGCACAGAGGACUUUCUGGAAGAGAGCUAACCAAUAUGAUUCAUAUGCAGAGACUCUCUGCCACCAAAAUGAACAUAUGUCUGUGGCUAUGAUUUCACUCCUCCCACCCACCCACUAUACACGCUCAUUAGAGCAGGGGGUUCACAAUCUUGUGCCCUAGAUAUUCUUGGACUACAAUUCCCAUGAUCCCCAGCCACAAUGGCCUUUCGCUAUUGUGGCUAGAGAUGACGGAGUUGUAGACCAAAAGCAUAUGGAGACCCAUCAUUGGGAACUCCUGUUCUAAAGGGUCUAAUGUUGAAUGGUUCCCAAAAGGCAGAAAGUUUGAAAAUCACAGGUCUAAAGCAUCCAGAAAUUCAGACAGAUAUUCAAUACUUCUUUUUUGCUUAAGUGACAGUACAGACCAUUCCAGUAUAAACCUUAGAGACUUACCCAGAAUUUCAUGGAUAUGACUUGGGAAGUUAGAUGUUCCAAGCAGUUUUGCCAGUAAAAAUUAAGUGUAUUUUCAGAAAAUAAAUACAAAGGGAAACAAACAACAGACGUCAAUAAAUCUAAGCAAAUACACAAGAUUCUGUGGUGGUAUUUGCUCAGUUCUACAUAAGAGAAAAUGAAUUGAACUAAUCUUCAGAAUAUAUUGUACAGUUUAUGCUUUAUUAUUGCUUAAAAUGUGAAGCUUCCUCAGGAAGAAUAAAAUAGAUAUUUCAGUGUUUAUAGAUGUACUAUUCUUCUCAUUCAUAUUGAAUGAAAAUUGCUGGAAAUGUGUUUUCUCAAAUUUUUUAAAUAAAAUAAAACUAGACAUUAUUCCAAUAGUGGCAUGAUUUCUGAUGUGCAACAAUAAACUCUGAUAAGAAAA